AUGGAAGAUUUGAUGGACAUGGACAUGAGCCCCCUGAGGCCCCAGAACUAUCUAUUCGGUUGUGAACUAAAGGCCGACAAAAAUUAUCAGUCUAAGGUGGAUAAUGAUGAAAAUGAGCUUAUCUUUAAUGAGUUGUCUUUAAGAACGGUCAGUUUAGGGGCUGGUGCAAAGGAUGAAUUGCACAUUGUUGAAGCAGAGGCAAUGAAUUACGAAGGCAGUCCAAUUAAAGUAACACUGGCAACUUUGAAAAUGUCUGUGCAGCCAAUGGUUUCCCUUGGGGGCUUUAAAGUAACACCACCAGUGGUCUUAAGGUUGAAGUGUGGUUCGGGGCCAGUGCAUACUAGUGGACAGCACUUAGUAGCUGUGAAGGAAGAUGCAGAGUUAGAAGAUGAAGAGGAGGAGGACGUGAAACUCUUAAGUGUAUCUGGAAAGCGGUCUGCCCCUGGAGGUGGUGGCAAGGUUCCACAGAAAAAAGUAAAACUUGCUGCUGAUGAAGAUGAUGAGGAUGAGGAGGAUGAUGAUGAUGAAGAUGAUGAUGAUUCUGAAGAUGAGGAAGCUGAAGAAAAAGUGCCAGUGAAGAAAUCUGACAAAAAUUCUUCAAAAAACAGGAAAAAAACUCCUAAAACACCAAAAGGACCUAGUUCUGUAGAAGACAUUAAAGCAAAAAUGCAAGCAAGUAUAGAAAAAGGUGGUUCUCUUCGCAGAGUGGGAGUCAAGUUCAUCAAUUAUGUGAAGAAUUGCUUCUGA
Piliocolobus tephrosceles (Ugandan red Colobus) is the source of this 747-nucleotide messenger RNA. RefSeq names its product nucleophosmin-like. NCBI's taxonomy places the organism in Eukaryota, Metazoa, Chordata, Mammalia, Primates, Cercopithecidae. The coding region runs from base 1 to 747 and encodes 248 amino acids. Gene Ontology annotation, cellular component: nucleoplasm; nucleolus; centrosome. The transcript is spliced from 2 exons. Gene Ontology annotation, biological process: regulation of centrosome duplication; positive regulation of transcription by RNA polymerase II; ribosomal large subunit export from nucleus. Gene Ontology annotation, molecular function: RNA binding; chromatin binding; histone binding. The record is from RefSeq and is a predicted model, not a curated record.